Molecule: messenger RNA, 2019 nt
Organism: Purpureocillium takamizusanense
Lineage: Eukaryota; Fungi; Ascomycota; Sordariomycetes; Hypocreales; Ophiocordycipitaceae
Exons: 1
Coding region: 590-1810 (406 amino acids)
Source: RefSeq, a predicted model, not a curated record
CGUGCAUCUGUUUACCCACUCCCGCACGGGGAUUGAUGCCCAAUCUGAUCUUUGGCUUCUCCUCACGCGGCACUGGUCGCUCCAUCCAGACAUCGCUGGCGUCAUUCCUCUCACCCAGACGCCUUGAGGCGAACGCGACGGCCGUCAUCCUGCGACAGAGGAUCCGUGCGAACCAUCUAGAUUGAGAGUGUCAAAUCAAGCAAGCGUGCAAGCACGAUAGCAAGCCGGGACCUACUUACGUGGGGCAUCCCUGUCCCCGACGUCUUCACUAAAAGCGGGAGGCCCCGUCCAAGGGCGAAAAAAAAGCUCCCUGGGCCAGACUUUGAUGCCAGAACAACUCGCAACAACCCACGACUUCAAUCGCUGCACGACGAGAGAAGUGAGGCGCCCCCGACUGGACAGUGCAUCUCGACCAGAGCAGGGCUUCGCUGCAGCACACGGAGCAGACACUGCAGAUCUUGACCUGCUUGCGACGUGAUCUGAGGACGACUCAGCCAACGGCCAGGGCGGCGCACAGCGUCCAUUCCUCACCCUCGCCUCAACUGCCACAGGAAAUUUUCGACUAGAAGACUGCCCGAUCGAGCCCAACAUGAUGUCGUCCACCGAGGCCACGGCGUCACAGCGCGUGCCAGCUUGGAAACGAUUGGGCCUAAAGCUCAAGGGGCCUACUGCUGCACCCGAGCCCGCUCCGGGCGGCACCCCGGCAGUUGGGCACCCAAGCAUAACCCAGCACAAGAGUCACUCAAACAAACGAAAACUCGACGCCCCGCCGGGCUUCGAGCCCUCUCUGGAUGUUAAAAAGCCUCGCACGGAGUCCAACGAUGGAAACGCCGAGCCCAACAGGAAGAAGACCAAGUCUGUUUCGUUUGGAGACACUCCGACAAAGAACGGAAACCCUCCAACCACCACCGGCGACACCACAUCCAAACAGAAACAGCCUCAUCAGCCUAAGAAGAGCAAGGGCCCCGCAAAGAAGCAGAAGCCUGCUCCCGCCGUGGACCUCGCACCCGCCCUCCAGUACCUGCAGCAGUGGAAGACGUCACGCGAUAGCUGGAAGUUCAACAAGAAUCACCAAAGUGCUCUCAUUAAGCACGCAUUCGACUCCGACGGCAUUCCCCCCGCUGAUAUUGGCGCGUUUUAUGAGUACAUUAGGGACUUGAAGGGAUUCGUCAGAACGAGACUGCGCGAGACUGCCAUGGAAAUAAGGACAAAGGACGCUGCGGAACGUGCGUCUGCGUUCCCAGCGGGAACUUCGGACGUUGAGGCCAAGCAAAUCAGCUACGAGAAGCUGCUCAACGAUCUUUUGCAGACUUCACUAGGUGGUCAGAAGCGGAAGGUGUUCAACGAAACGGACUACGUUGCUUCGGCCGACGAUCCAGACGUGGUAAUCCGCCGUGUGGUGAAGCGCAUGCGCGCCGAAAUGAUCAUCGAUGAGCUGUCGGACGGCGAGCAGACGGAUGACAGCCGUACGACCCAGUCCUCGGAGACGAUAGCCACCAGCGACACCAACACAGCCAGGGGCUCCGGGACUGACAAGAGGCUGAGGCUCAACGACGGCACCGGCAAGCGCCGGCGGAAACUGCGUGUCAACGUGGACGACAGCAGCAGUUCUGACUCGGACUCGGACGCGGACUCGGACACAAGCAGCGACAGCUCCUCGGAUGAGUCUGACGAGGAGGAGGAGGAGUCGGCGGAUGCUAAGUCUGUUGAUGGAUAUGACUCGUCGAGCAGCUCCUCCUCUUCGUCUUCUGAGGACGAGUCUGAGUCGGAUUCGGAUUCCAAUGACGAGGAGAGUGAUGACGACGAGUAAGACCUGGACGGCAGCGCUGUGUACACGAUGUGGACGUUUGUGAGGCACAAUAGCUGGAUGGCAUAGACUGUACCAUUUCGCGGCUUGUCAAGAGUCGGAUCUAGAUACCCCGGUUUCAUGUAGGCCAAAGCACCCCGGCGGGGCUGGCCAAAGUCAACUUUGUAUAGACACUAGCUUAGAUAUAGACACGCGUCGCUUGAAGAACGCCC